CAGUCCGGCGUCUAGUCAGAUAGUAUUGUGCCGUUGGCUCGUGUCCCGUGUACUAGUGGUCCGAUCCUGGCACACAGGACUCAUUUACACUCUGUUGUCAAUCCUUAAUUAUGUGUCAAUUCAUUUUUUAUUGAUAGGAUAACAGUAAUUGUUUAAUUUUAAAUUCGCAUAUUUUUACCAGGACUAAGUUUUCAGUGUUCAGUUUGUCAAGGAUUUAUUCUUAAUUGUCCAGUGAUUUUACCAUCAUGCCAUAAUAAUAUUAAUGGUUUUUUAACAAAUAAAUCAGGAAAAUAAUUUACAAAAUUUGUUGUUAAAUCUUUGGUUAAAUUCGUUGAAAAAUAUUAAAAUUUACAAAGUGAAAUUAAAGUGCUAAAUUGUGCUUGGAUUUUACAAACAUGGAGUUAUUAUUUAUUGUUUAAAAAUAAUAAUAGUAAUAAUAAUGAUUGUUGAUUUUUAUUCGAACCAAAAAGAUAAAUAAUUCUUCAAUUGAACAAUUGAAGUUUUUUAGUGGAACGAAGCACGUGGUCUAGUCUGUAAAAGUGACAUCUGUUCUAAGUGCGAAAUGCGGGUGAAGAUGUGAAUUUUUUCUACGUACCGUCGGACGGAACUGGAAAGUACAAUCGAUGGAGACCAGGAUAUAAUUUUUCGAAAAUUUAUCGUUUAUAAUUGAGUAGAACUGACGAGUGGUUGAGAAAUUAAAUGUUGGGAAAAGAAAAUCCCUUGAAAAUCGUUUGAUCAGAAGUGAGUCGAUAGAUGCGAAAGAUUUUUGCCGGUUAAGAUAAAGGUUGUCAAGUUGGUGCCGAAUAUGGUCCUGGAACCAGGAGGUGGCCUGUCGUUUCCACCGCCUCCUGGUGGUGGAACGCCGGGAACCGGAGCGUCUUUGCUGGCCCCAGCAGCGCGGCUGUUCCAAAGGGCGACCCCGGUCUUCCCGUUCCAUUUGGCGGGAUGGCCCCCACACCACUCGGUACUGGGCAACGUGCAGAGCCAAGUCCAGCAGACAAUGCAGGCCCAGCAUCAGGCUGCCGCGGCCGCUGUUAGGUUCCUUAGUCAUCACCAUCCCCACCACUCUCAUCCGGCCUUAGGUAGCCAUACGCUUGUGCCUGGAAUUAACUCGCACCAUCCUGCGGCUCAUCAUCUUCAUCACUCCGGUGAUCAUCCCGAUGACGAUGACGACAAAAAAGGAUGUGAUGCUGAGUCCGAUGAGGGUGGAAGCAAAAGAAGGAGGAGUCGAACAAAUUUCAAUAGUUGGCAAUUGGAAGAACUCGAACGUGCAUUCUUGUCGAGCCAUUAUCCAGACGUUUUUAUGCGUGAAGCGUUGGCUGUUAGACUCGACUUGAAGGAGAGUAGAGUUGCUGUAUGGUUUCAAAACCGGCGCGCCAAGUGGAGGAAAAAGGAGCACACGAAAAAAGGACCUGGCAGGCCGGCGCACAAUGCGCACCCACAGAGUUGUAGUGGUGAACCGAUCCCCCCGGAAGAGUUGAGAAGAAAAGAACGCGAGAGGCGACAAAAGAAACUCCUAAAGACUCUCGAACGUCAGCAGCGAAAACUUGCUGCCAAGGGUAUCACAGUGGAUUUAACAACACUGAGAGCCGAAUGGGAAUCUCGAAGCGCAGCAAACGCCAGCGGAAAUCCUCUAAGCAGUCAUUUGAGCGGUUCAUUCGGUCAUUUGGGCAGUUUAAACGACGGUAGCAGUGUAUCAGGCUCGGGGAAUGACGCUAAUGAAGAGAUCGACGUUGUCGGUGGAUUAGAUUCAUGCAGCGACACCGAAAGCGAGCGGAUGGACUCGGCAGCAGACGGCUCGAUUGAUGGGGAGAGCUAUCCGAGGCUGAGUGACCAGAACGAGCCAUCAGUAAUGAGAAUAACAACGGCAACGACACAUUCGUUAAACGAGCAUCAGCGGUCUAAUGGAUCACUUAAUCUCAAUCUAAAUCUGGACUUGAAUCAUCAGCAGGGAAUCCGUCACUGGGGCUUGAGUCUUCUCGAGCGACGGAGGGAAUUGGUCAGCUUGAGCGCCAAUGGUCUGAGCCGUUCCACGGAUAGCCCUCGCGGGUGUCUCAGCUUGUUAAGGGGCCAGGUCGUGGAUGUUACCAACGACGACGAAGUCCAGAGCGGCAGCAUUGAUCUCUCGGUCAAGGGUCGCGACGAACGACGGAGAUUGAACCCCUUUUCUAUAGACAGCUUACUUGGUAAUAAUAAUAAUAAUUUACGGUCAAGCACUUCUCCCCAGAAUCGCUCCUCAACUCCUUCUUCAACUUUGUCGAAUGGCAGACAGUCAACCUCCCCGACUUCCCCGGCUGUGUCUCUCACAACCUCACCCUCAACGACGUAGUCCCCUUCCGUCAAGUUGUAUAUAAUUAACUUUAACGUAUAAAUAAACAAGUGAUCAACGACAAAGAUUGGAGACUGAAUAAUUAUUAUUAUUAUCAAUAUUAUUAUUAGUUUUUAAUUCUUUUGGACUUUGCUGGUUGAUGGUUUAUAUGAAAAUACACUACGUGGGAUUAGUAGUUCUGGAUUUUUUUGGGAAAAGUAAUAUACACUGAAAAAAAAAAAAAAAAAUGUAUUCUUCUUAUCAAAAUACAUAGUAUAAAAUCUUUAUUUUGCUCAUAAUAAUACCGAGUUUAGUUACAAGAGUAAUACACUACAUACACUGGAAAAAAAAAUGAAUUUGAAUUAAGAAAAAAAUUCUGAAGAGUUUUAUUGUCUUUAAUCAAGACGGAAAAUUUAUUUGAUUAAGAAUUUUUCUACUCAAUUCAAAUCGAUCAACUUCUUUAAAAGUAUUUUCUUGAUUCAAGUUAAUAUUUUUUGUAGUGAUACCAUAUACUGAGGAAAACAAUACUUCUAUUAAGAAUUU
Molecule: messenger RNA, 2851 nt
Organism: Cotesia glomerata
Lineage: Eukaryota; Metazoa; Arthropoda; Insecta; Hymenoptera; Braconidae
Product: homeobox protein unc-4-like
Exons: 4
Coding region: 806-2329 (507 amino acids)
Biological process (GO): regulation of DNA-templated transcription
Molecular function (GO): DNA-binding transcription factor activity, RNA polymerase II-specific; sequence-specific double-stranded DNA binding
Source: RefSeq, a predicted model, not a curated record